Molecule: messenger RNA, 1070 nt
Organism: Leptomonas pyrrhocoris
Lineage: Eukaryota; Euglenozoa; Kinetoplastea; Trypanosomatida; Trypanosomatidae
Exons: 1
Coding region: 180-1070 (296 amino acids)
Source: RefSeq, a predicted model, not a curated record
AGAAAGCGAGGUACAGCAAAAGCAAAGGGAAAGCCAAACCACACGGGCCCCACACACCCCUGCCCCAGCAGGCAACAGACUCAUUUCGUGCGUUUCUCAACACCGCAUAUGUAUCUAUUUAUUUAUUUAUCUUAGAUGUAGAAUACGAGUUAGGAUAUCUGAAUCCCUCGACUAGAACGAUGAGCUCGCAUGCGCAGCCGGUGCAUGACGUGUUGGGACGCAUGUCGGAUGACGAAGGCGAAGAUGACGUGCCCAACGACCUCAACCUCACCUUCGUGCCCAAGUCGGAGCGUAUGAAGCGUGUUCGGCAAUCGCGCCAAGUAACUGGUGGUGCGGCAACCGUGCCACAGUCCGCAAAAGCAUCUUCCCCCGCCACCUCAGCCGUUCCGGCAGUGCGCACCGAGACGGUGUACGAGCAGGAGCGCAACGCGAAGGUGCGCGCGGUGCUCGCUGAGCAGCAGCGGGGUCACCCGCAAAGCGGCGUCUUCUUGCUCGACCUCUUUGACGGACACCGCGACGGAGGGUCCCCUCCGCCGCCUGCGGUGUCGGGAGCGGGAGCCGCUUCUUCCUCUUCCGCAUUGAGUUUUACACCAGGUGGCGCGCAGUCGCACCGCGGGCGUCGUCCGUACGAGUCCGGACAGUUUCGUGGAGGCGCGAGCCGCGGCUCCGGUUGUCCCAACGGCAACACGGCAAACAACUCGAACAGCGCACACGGCGAUGGGCAGCGGCGCGAUCGCGUACCGCACCCGAACAUGACGGAGGAGGAAAGGGCCCGUUUUAUUCGAUCUCGCCGCAACAUGGCCGUCACCCGCAACGCGCUGCGGGAGGUCGACCCGGAGACGCGGGAGUACCUACAGGUGACACAGGCGGCGGAUCAGGUGACGUCUGGGCGAGGCAGUGGGUCCACCACGCGCUAUAACACGGGCUAUCCUUACGGCGGAAGUAGCUUUCGUGGUCGCGGCGGGUCUGCGAGUACCGGGCGUGGGAUGGGCUACCGCGGCAGAGGCGGUGAGGGCCGCGGUGGGAGUCGUGGACAGGGGUACGGUGCACCUUUCAGUCCUUAUUCGUGA